AUGCUGGACGAUAAUCGCAAGAUCGGCACUUUACUGCUAGGUCUGGGCUUUGCAUUUUUGCUGCUUGGUGUGCUCAUGAUCUUUGAUGCUGCAAUGCUGGCACUUGGUGAUGUGCUGUUUUUGAGUGGUGUGGCGCUCACCAUUGGUCUUUCACGGACAGUACGUUUUUUCACGCGGAAGGAGCGGUGGCGUGGUAUCGUGUGCUUCUUGGGCGGCAUUCUAUUGGUCAUGCUGCGUUACCCUGUGAUUGGCAUGAUUAUUCAAAGCUUUGGCUUUUUGAAUUUGUUUGGGUCGUUCUUCCCUGUGGCUGUGGCUUUCUUGCGUCAGACGCCUGUGAUUGGGAUGGUGCUGAAUCUACCAGUCAUCAGUGAGAUGGUUGAUCGACUUGCAGGAGCGCAAAAGCGCGGAUACCAGGUGUGA
Molecule: messenger RNA, 420 nt
Organism: Peronospora belbahrii
Lineage: Eukaryota; Oomycota; Peronosporomycetes; Peronosporales; Peronosporaceae
Source: the annotation of a GenBank genome assembly